Messenger RNA from Spirometra erinaceieuropaei, 9355 nucleotides. The record is from the annotation of a GenBank genome assembly. NCBI's taxonomy places the organism in Eukaryota, Metazoa, Platyhelminthes, Cestoda, Diphyllobothriidea, Diphyllobothriidae.
AUGUCUGAUGCAUUCUAUCUCCGGUAUUAUGUCGGCCACAAAGGGAAGUUCGGUCACGAAUUCCUAGAAUUUGAGUUUCGACCGGAUGGUUCGAUACGAAUUUUUAAAUUAACACUUGUAGGAAAGUUGCGGUACGCCAAUAACUCUAAUUAUAAAAAUGAUACGAUGAUUCGCAAAGAAGUGAGUAGUCGAUUUAAUGUUAUAUUGCCAAAGGCAUAUGUUAGCAAAGCAGUAAUGGAAGAACUCAAGAGAAUAAUUUUGGACAGUGAUAUUAUGAACGAGGAUGAUGAGAAAUGGCCCGUCCCCGAUCGUGUUGGUCGCCAAGAGCUGGAAAUCGUAUGUGGCGAUGAGCAUAUAUCCUUUACCACAUCAAAAAUCGGUUCUCUUGUUGAAAUAAACAGUUGCAAGUAUGUGUUCUAUUAUUAUAGUCUUUUACCCUACUAUUUAGGGAUGCAGAGGGUCUCCGAACGUUUUACUACCUCGUACAGGAUCUGAAAUGCCUUGUCUUCUCCCUUAUUGGACUGCAUUUUAAGAUCAAGCCAAUAUAAUGUACCAGCCCUUGUACCGCUAAUGCUGCAAAUAUAUUUUGUAAAGUUUCAGUCUUCACUCGUCCACAUAUCCAGGUUAUCCGUUCCUUUUUAUAUUCCCCGGGGCUUGCUCAGAACCAGACUGUCUGUUUACAUUCUCUAGCGUACAAUCCACUUAAUUUAUCUAGCCGUUCAUAUAGUGUAAAGCCUAUGGUAUUGGCAUGUAUUAUUGCCCAUCGUCGCUUUGCUUCGGAUUUGCCUUAUGCUUCUGCCAACAACCCAUCGACUUUUGACCGUAACGCCUAUUGGACCAUUUCCGUGCCAUCCGCCAGGUCGCAAAGUAUAGAAGACAAAGCGAGUUUGGAAGUACGCUAUGGUAGUUGACGCAGAUAUUGUCCGUUCCGGCGGUCCCGGUCGGUAGCAAGAAUUGACGGCUCCUGCCCAACUUGUUAGGUAAGGUUCUGUAGUGUUUACGUUACCACUCUACGAGCUGACGGACCACUCUCGGAAGAUGGGUUUCAACGUCGCUGUAGUCGUAACUUUGGUGUUCCAAGGACAUAUUUUUCAUGACCAUCAGAAAAGUCUCUCUCGCAGGGUGCGUUCAUUUGCGUUCGUGCGGUGUUGUGAGCUUCAAGUCGCUAGGAAAAGAAUUGAAUGUAAUUUUACACAUUCCGUCAUGUCUGUCUGCAGUUUACCGACAUCUCUCGUGAUGCACGAUCUAUUCUUUGAGUUCAAUGUUUGUCACUCAAGUGGUAGUGCAGCACUCCGGGCCUCAUGACUGAUUGCGCUGUUGCUGUAGACCCAAGCCCCUGCCACCUGUCCACAUGACACGCCUUUUAUGCUAUUUUGCAUCGUAUCAGCUACUGCUUCCGUUCUCAUUUCCAGUCGGCUUAUUGCUGACGUCGAUGGAAAGGGGAAUGGUGGAUGAGGCUGACUUUGCUUGUGGCUCACUGCGGUUGGUCGGACGCACCAAGAAGUGGUUAGAGAUCGACUGGCUGAGUCGGUUUUCUGUACUGUGGGUCGUACCUCCAUGAAUCUUCUUUAGUAUGGCGUGUAUAACAAGCCCCACCAACGCGAGGUCCGAACUGCGAUCUGUUGACGUGGGGAGAUCGGCAGCCUUGCCACGCAUCUGUAAGGUCUUGUCAUAUCUGCCAUCGCGGACUUGCCCGUCGGCCUGACUCACACCUGCUGCUAGCGCACGACUUGUGAGGGAAGGGAGAGCGAGGGCGACUUCACGUUUCUUCAAAAUACGAAUUCUCCCAUAUUUUUAAACUCAGGACGUUGUCAAGACGAGCUAGCCCAAGUACCGCCUACUUGGGACGCUCACGGGCGGCGGAUAGCUGCCCGACUUUCAUACGGGAUUAAUCGUGAAGAAGACCCACUGGUCUGGCAUUAGACCGUAGUUUGGUAGCAGCCACAGCGAUGCCUGACUGCGGAAGACCAAGGUCUAACACGUCAACUGCGUCCAAAGUUCCGCAAAGCCUGGUAAUGGCACAAUAAUAUGGCGAACAUGAGCCGCUCGUAAAUAAGUUUUUUGCGGAAAAGUCUGAAGGAGAAAAUCAUUGAUAAAGAAGACGAGUGGCCGUUAGGGACCAUCCUAUACUUAGAAUUCUCGAGAAAACAUGGAAAAUUCCCCAUCCAGUUGAUACUAUUCUUGUUACCGGUGUUCGCGAGAACCGACGCGUUCCACAAACCUAGUAUUUUUGUGAGAGCGACUAGUGUGUGGUCUGGAUUACUUAAUAUAGAAUCGGCAUUUGGUACUGAAUGGUUCAAUGCGAAGAGGUUCCUAGGCUCUUGUACUCAACGUCUCACAGCACGCAGUCCUUAGCUCAAGGUAGGUGUCUCAUGGCCGCCUGGAACCUCAAUUGCAGACCCAGAAUCUCAGAAAAUCAAAAUCUUUGAGACCAACUUCCGCUUUGCCCUCUAUCAAAAGGAUUCGUGCUUAUUAUUGUAGACAUGGUCUAGCAAACGAUACGUGUCAUUUACAUGGGGUUUAUUCAAUAGCCAUCUGACUGAAUAGGCAUUUUAGUAACAUUAGUGUCAUUUCACUCAACCCGACACCAUUAGCUACCGACCAGCACGAUGAAGAGUCCUACACACAGCUGAAAGAACAGGUUAAAAACUUCUUUACCGUGGUCUGUUGAUUGUCGGCAGGAGCCAUGUUGGUUUGUUUGGACCAGGCUACUCUUCAAACGACUAUUACAGUGGCCGCUUUGGGUCUGAUUCUCGAUGCCACUAUAGUGAAAGGAUGUAGGUCUCUGCUGAACACAGCGGACUGGUUGACGCCGACACGUGCUCCCAGCAAACACUUGCUCCUCUGGCUUUCAGACGAUGGUCGUACGGCCAGCCAGUCAAUUCAAAGUUUCGUAACUGACUUCAUGGCAAAAUAUCAAUGCACGGUCUUGCCUUCCAACGCGAAUCGAAGAAGGCAGUAGCGAAGUCAUCUUUGAAAUCUCCAAUUUACGAGACAGAUGAGCAAAUUCUGAGAUUUAUCCUGCGGCUCCGCAACGACUGCUUCAACUCAAGGCUUUUAAAAGUCACUACCUAUACGCCCCAAGCUAGGUUCAGCAAAAAGGACUUCACUACCUAUGAAAAAUGACAGUAAAGCCCGCCAUAAAGGACUGCGAAAGCGAUUGUGCUUGGGUUGCGGUUUCCAUGGAACAGUCCUCGAAAGAUCACCAAAUUAUUCGCCAAGUUAGUCAUAUGAUCCCGGCACUGACUGACUGUCCGCGAUAUGUUGCAACUUUUUAGUUGCCAACUUGGUCAAAAUCAGGUGCCGACUCAGCAUUGAAGACGUAUUCAUCACCCGCAUUCCUGGGAGCAGAUCUUUGUUCCCCGCCACCGUAUGCAGUUGGGUAUAAAUUCUUCUCGAGUAGAAAUCUUCUAUGCAAUCCUGGGGCUAUGUAACAACAGGGCGUCCAGAGAGGACACCAUUGCCGCUGACGUCUGUAGGUUUUUUUCCUGGAACUGGCGUACUAACUUCAUGGCUUGAUUGAGCAAGCGUGAGGUGAGAUCUUUCCCAAUGAGUGGGGCUCAGCUAUCAUUGCGCUUGUUUUGAAGUAGGGUGAUAAGAAAGAGUUCGAGAACUCUCGCGGUAAUAGUCUUGUUAACUUUCCAUCAGAGGUCUUUGCCACUUCCAGUCGUAGACUGUUUUAGAGUGUGCUUGAGUCGCAGACGAGACACAAACAAACCGGUUUUUAAGUUAAGCACCGAUACAACAACCAAGUACUAAUUUUGCAGCACAUUAACAGCAACUAACGGCCAUCUUCCUUGUUUGCCUCAGUGCAGCGUUCAUUUAUGACCAUUUCGCGUCCUUCUAACAGAUAGUGCAGUUAUAUAUUUAUUGACAAACACCAGCGUUAUAUGACCCAGGCCUGCCAUCACUCCACUACUGUGCUAGUUCUGGUACAUGACAAUAUCAACCAUUCCAUAUUUGAUGUGGAGUUCGAUAAUCUUGCAUUCUGUACCCCACCCUGUUCGACUGCUCCAUUGACUAAAUCCUUUUGAGGAACUGACACGUCGGUGUCGAAUGUGCACCCGGAUACCGGCUGACUUAACCUGACCUGGAAGACGACUAGAAACUGGAGGUAUUGGACUAUCGUUGCUUGGGAACCCUCCUUUGGGCGAAGUACAUCGGCGUGGUUUUGAAUGGGAAAGUUUGCAUUCGUUGCGAUAACACGGCGAGGAUACUUCAGGACACUCAAGAAUGACAACCGAGGUGAUUUGGACACGUUCUUCGUCGUUUACGUUCCAUUCGGCCGGCGUCGCUACCAACCUGGAAUCGUCGACGUAUUCGGCUUAGAAAGAAUCGGAGCCAGGUUUGAAACAGUCCGCCUAGAUGUUGAGGCGGUUACGGGGCCUCCGGCGCUCUGCUCUCCAUGUCCGCCGACGCACGCCCUGACGUGUGGAGAGUUUCGAUCCGUGAUAUAAUGGAGGCUGGCUAGGUCUGAUAUGAUUAUGGCCGUACUGGAGACAAGUAGUAGGACACACUAGGAAUCUUGACUCGGAGGGUUGCCAACUGAUAGGACACUUAAGUUCUAUAGUUUUAAGACUACGCUGUUAUCGCCCCCUCGUAAUCUGGCCUGUUCUCACUUUUUUCGGGCCUAUACAGUAGUUUUGUCCAUAUGCAUAUAAAGAUCGGUAAGUGCUCAGCAUACACAGACUCGAGUUUUGUCGUCAGCUGCUUCAAUCAGUGACUGAUCUCAUUAAAUGUUAACCGAAGUUAUGAAAUGCGCUUUCGAUUGAAAAGAAUCACUUAAAUGAGAUUCUAAGGUUGCUCAAGUUGUGGCACGGUUCCGUGAUAUUUCCGAUACGUCAAGAUGUUGGCUUCGGAUGUACCACCUUUUAGUCACCUACACAGACAGCACUCGGCAAAAAAUGAAUACUUAAGUAGUAUACAUUUUAUCUCCCGAUGCCCGAUGCUCUUAUAAAUUCAAAAAUAUUUCACAAGAGACAUGCGCAAAAAUAUUCCUUCUUGUAGUCAGUUGAUAGUAAGUCACGUUUUCUUCAAACUGUGUAUUAAAAAGCGUAUCUUUCGGUUCCAAAAGUCUCUAGCUAUGGGAUUCUUUAAGGCAGUGCAAUAUCCAUUUGAAUGACAUCCUAUCUGUCUGCCUAAAGGUGUUCUUCAAUAAGUAUGCAACGAAGUCCACAUUUGUUGCUUUAUUUUAGGAGCCCCAUAUGAUAUUUUAUUAAUGGUGUAAGGAAGUGUAUGUUUUUCCCUACACGGAAAGUAUAAUGCUUGAAGACGGAGAGCCCUUAACGAAAAUCCAACGGUAGAUUGAGUCCAAAAUUAUUCGAAAAUUGAGAAACUCUUUUAAAACCAAAAGAUAGCCCUUCCUUGAGCAUACAAUUUGAAGAAGACAUGAUUUACUACCAAGUGAGUACAAGAAUAUUUUUUGCGCAUGUCUCCUGCAAAACGUUUAUGAAUUUAUAAGAGCAUCGAAAAUCGACAGAAAAAGUGUAUGCUACUCAAGUAUUCAUUUUUUGCCGAGUGCAGUCGGUGCAGGUAACCGAAAAGAAGUACAUUCAAAAUUUAACAUCCUGACGUCUCGGAAAUAUCCCGGGACUAUGUCACAACUUAAUAAACUUUUGAAUCCCACUUAAGUUAUUCUUCCUAAUCGAGAAAACAUCUCAGAUUCCCUAUUAACAUUUCAUGAGAGCGGCCACUGUACUUAUACGCCCACUUCCAAUCGUCCUGACGUUUAUGGCCACUGAGACGUGGUUGCUGUGGGAGGAGGACGAGGCAGACUUUGUGUGGUUUCCCUCAAUGUUGAACAGCUACUGCUUAAGACAUCUAGGCCUAUCUGAACAAUAUUGUCCUCGUAAAUUACGAUGGGCAAACUGUCGUUAGCUCAACGUUAUGGGAUGCUGCCCUAAGGGAGCAAAAGAGGGGGAAGACAAAAGGGGGGGGGGUCGAAUUGUCCCCAUCCGCCGGGAGUGACUUUCCCGGAUAUAUGGUUGCUAAGGGACCUCAUUUGUCUAAACGUGACUCAAAGAGCUGUAUUUGUACCUAUUGCCCCAAACUACUGUUCUCAAUGACAUGCUGUUGACCGGAUCCUCGGGAGGGCCCUACACGAGGGUGACGGCGUUGAGUUUGCACCCGGAUACCGACUGACUGAUCUCGACUAUGCCGAUGAUAUCGCCUUACUUGCUUCACGUUUUGGUGAUCUGCAGUCUAUGGUGUCCCGGGUGAAUGAGGUCGCUAAAUCGGUCGGUCUAUCCAUAAACGCUGGGAAGACUAAAGCGUUUUUAAGCUGCAUCCCUGACCAGGAGGAAGCACCUCUUAGGAUUGAUGGCUGUGAAGACAGUCUUAAAUACCUCGGAGCGAGGCUGCUGCCUAAUGGACAGAGUAAGGACGACAUCGUCUCCCGAAUCGAUGCUGCCCGACGGGUUUUCUCAAGCCUUCGGAAAUGCGUGUGUAACCGACGUGACCUCUCGAUCGCCAGUAAGAUUCGCGUGUACCGUGCAUCUGUCCGCUCCGUCCUUCUCCACGGUUGUGAAUACUGGGCUUUGCGCCUGGAGGACGAGCGAAAACUAGAGGUAUUUAUCACCACUGCUUGAGGAUCAUCCUUCGAGUGAAGUUCACCAAAUUCUUCUCAAAUGAGACGGUCAGCGCUCCCUGCGACAACAUCGCAAGGAUAAAUCAGGUCAUCCAAGAAAGACGACUGAGGUGGCUUGGGUAUGUUCUUCGUCAUCCACCACAGGAACUCAGUGUUACUGCCCUCGAUCCGGCACCGUUGCCCCAUUGGAGGCGUCGAAGAGGGAGUCAGUUCAAAACCUGGCUCGAAACAGUUCGUCAAGAUAUGGAGGUGGUUCCUGGACCUUCGGUAUUCGGUCUCCGUCGUUGGCGAAGGGAACGGGUUGAGCUGUCCAGAUCUGCUGCCGCGGAUGGUCACGCGUGGAGAGGUACAGUUCUUGACAUCAUCGAGGCCGGCUAGAUCAGGCAUGAACGCAGCCGUAUCAAGUAACAUGCCUCUGAAAACCUCAGGCACAAGCAUUUGCAACGACAGAAAAGGUUUAAUUAACCGCAGUUUUUACUUUGGGAUUAAAUUACUCCAUUGCCCUUUCGUUCCCACUCAUUGUUAGUCAAGCGCUUCUGGCGUAUGCAGGCAUUCAGUCCUUAGCGUCCACGCCUCCAUUCGAAUUCAGGUGGUAUCGCAACUCCCUUUAAUAUCAAGGCGGAGGCCAUGGGGUACUAGCUAUUUUAGUCAUUUCGAAGCUCACCUCUAUUUUGUAAGCACUUUUCAAAUACCGAACUGUGCCUUCGUCUCUGAGAACCAAUGUCAUAAAUAUGCAAUCCUUUACCUAUCUGAUCUGGCUCUGUUGGACGUGUUCAACGCACGCAUCCUAAAGUACCUUGAACAUUUAUCGUUUCCAGAUUCGUCUACUGAGUUAUCCAUUUGUUUGAGACUUGUUGGGUUUCCGAAGACAUGAAGUUCAAGCCAGUGGUAAUAUGAUGUUAUAUGUUCUUACAAUUGUUUUAUUCUGACGCGUGGCGUUGAAGCAGAUGUAAACUUAAUUAGUAAAGCCAGUAUGAGUUUCUGACAUUGUUUAUAAAUGUCUCUUUUAACGUUGAUGACGAAUUUUUCCUUUUUCCACGUUUGCAUACUUACAGUGUACAGUAACGUUUUCCGACCGUUUAAUUAUCCUCAAAAUUUUGCUCCUGGAAUGUAGGACUGAGGCUACAAACUUUGCUGCAAAUGUAUUCGAUUGUUGAAUUCAAAGAAGAAAACGCCGUGGCUGUCGUGGCCAAGGCCUGUUUUGUCCGCGAAGGCCGCGUAUGUUGACCAACAUGUCGAAGCCACCGAGAGCAUAAUCUGCUUAGGACAAAAAUCUAUUCAACCAGAGUAUUGAAGUGUAAUCUGACUUUGGAAAAUGCCAGACGGCUCUUGAGGAAGGUGGAAGACACGAGCGACCUAUCCAGUUCCAGCCUGCCAAAUUCGGCAGAGGCAGAAGGAUAAAACAUGUAUCCUAUAUCUUUACUAUAUUUUUGUAGAUACGUCCACAGGCCGACGCCCGAUUCGGACGAUUAUGAGGAGGACGUCUACCGUCGAAGGCGGCUUGAGCGAAGACUGGCUCGUUGACCAACGCUAUCACCAAUUCUCCAAUAAACUUCAUUAUCUUAAGUGACUUGUAGGCCAAGACGACGAGAAUCUACCAAGCACAUCGUUGCUAUGGAGUAGGCCAAUUCAGCCCGCGCCAGUAGCCUCCUACCAAUGAGCAUAUUCUAUUAAUUUACUGUUUGGGAUGGCAAGCGAAACAAAACACAGAAACUGCUCCAUGAACUUGCUGUACUCAGGUACACCGCGGAAUUAAGUGCCUUUGGUAAGACUAUUCACAAUGCUUUUGACAAUCACAGAGGGGAAAAGUAGACUACGUGGCCGACUAGUGCCUUACAGACUUUAACGAGUUACAGCAAGUUAAGGCAACCUUGGCCGACAUUCUUCGAAUAGUAUAGAUCAAGUCUAUCCUUGUCAGACAGAAAACCACACUUCCAAAUUUGCCACUGUGCACUGAGGGGGAAUAUAAUGAUUUUGUUACUCGGUCAAUUUCUGACACAGACUUUGCACAAGUGGUGAUUAAACAUAUUUAUCUGUAUACCUAUAACGGCUUUCAGGGAGAAUAGCCGUCUGUUGUUGGAGGACAAAAUGAGCGGGAGUUUGUUAAAAAUCUCCUAACUACUAUGUUCGGCCUCCCCCUCCCCCUCCCUAUGCCUCAGCUUCUCUGAGGACAGUCGACAGACAAGAGGUCGUUCUCAGGUUGUCCCCUCCAUAUAUCCUCUCCGGUACGGCAAAUUUUUUAUUAACAUCCACAGACGCUAUUCAGCCGAAUCUAAUAUUUGGUAGCUCACCAACUGAGGCACUUCACAAAAGCGCCAUUAGCUGGUUCCACAGAGCCGGAGACAAGUGCGGCGGAAGACCUAAACGCCGGGAGUCCGCCGAGAAGGUAAUUCGAUUACCUUGAUUUAUUCCCACAUUUCAGCAGCUGCCGCCGACGUUUGCCCCAGUCUGUCUCCGACAGAAGACACGGUUAUUACUUUCAGGACUUUACUUUUAAUAGGCUUUAUGCAACCAACUUCAUAUACAUGGUUAUUGUUGCAUAAUUUUUGGCUACUUAAGUAGCAUGAAAAUUUUCCGCUUAACUUACGAACCAAUUAAUCCUUUGUCUUCAGGAGACUGCCGUGGAAACUACUUCAUAUAAGUAAUUAUUACUAAUUUUUUCGACUACUUCAGUAGUACAGAAGGUUUCCGUUUAACUUAGACCAAUUUUCUCCUUUGUCUGCAGGAACCUGCCACGUCGACCGAAAGGUGUAUACUAAUGAAGCAUAA